This is a messenger RNA of Nerophis lumbriciformis (worm pipefish), 5018 nucleotides long. RefSeq names its product dermatan sulfate epimerase (gene dse). The record is from RefSeq and is a predicted model, not a curated record. Gene Ontology annotation, molecular function: chondroitin-glucuronate 5-epimerase activity. Lineage: Eukaryota; Metazoa; Chordata; Actinopteri; Syngnathiformes; Syngnathidae.
UGUUCCCUCCUCGCUCCUACAUUCCUUCGCCCUUCUUCCACUUCCUCUUCAUCAAGUCACUCUUCUUCCAUCGCUACAUCCUCGCUGUUCGCGGGUGAAAUGAGCUGAAAAGUCCCGUGGAAGCUUCGUGAACUCUUCCCGUGGCAGAGAAUGAGCUGACUGCUUCCAGUCCUUUCCACCUUCGCAGCUGAAGUCUUUUGGCAAUGGCACAGCCCCCUCUCUGAUCAGACGAUGAAAACCCACACCCGUGGGUCCCCUACAGUGUUCCUCAUAAGUCUGUUGCUGCUCCUGCUGCCUCCAACUGCAGCAGACCCUAGUGGAGGAAUUAUCUUCAUGGGAGGCAACUACAAUGGCCAUCCAAUGCUUUAUUUUGAUCGGGCAGAUGUAGUCGAGUUUCAGUUGGCAGCCGGAAGUACCCAUAGGGAGAUGGCAAGGCGGAUCCGUGAGGCUGGCGAAACUAUGCUGGAACACCCAGAAGAGUACCUGCCUCCCUGGAGCCCCAUGGAGUUCAGUGCCCGAUGGAAUGAGGUUUACGGAAACAACCUGGGGGUGCUGUCCAUAUUCUGCCUGUUGUACCCGCACAGAGCAGGAGCAGUGGAUCUAGCCAUGGACUACAUGGAGAGGAUGGCAGCUCAGCCUAGUUGGUUGGUUAAAGAUGCACCUUGGGAUGAAGUUCCUUUGGCCCACUCUUUGGUUGGGUUUGCCACUGCUUAUGACUUCCUGUUUGAGUACUUGAACAAGGACCAACAGGAACGUUUUCUUCAGGUGAUCGGCAAUGCAUCUCAUCUUAUGUAUGAGAAGUCCUAUACACGAGGCUGGGGAUUUCAGUACCUGCACAACCAUCAGCCCACAAAUUGUGUUGCUUUGCUCACAGGAAGCCUGGUUUUUAUGAUGCAAGGUUAUCUACAGGAGGCCUACUUGUGGACCAAGCAAGUGUUGGCCAUCAUGGAGAAAUCCAUGGUUCUACUUCAAGAUGUCACAGAUGGUUCUCUGUAUGAGGGAGUAGCCUAUGGGACCUACACUACCCGCUCUCUGUUCCAGUACAUGUUUUUGGUACAGCGCCACUUUGCCAUCAGUCACUUUGAUCAUCCCUGGCUUCUAAAACACUUCAAUUUCCUGUACAGGACUAUCCUUCCUGGAUUUCAGCGAACUGUAGCCAUUGCAGACUCCAACUACAACUGGUUUUAUGGCCCAGAGAGUCAGCUUGUCUUCUUGGACCGUUUUGUGAUGCGUAAUGGCAGCGGAAACUGGCUUGCCGAAUUGAUUCAUCAACACAGGAUCACGGAAGGCGUUGGACAGGCUGGGAAAGGCCAGAGAUGGUGUACUCUCCACACCGAAUUCCUCUGGUAUGACCCAGGCCUUUCUCCAAAACCCCCAUCCGAUUUUGGAACAUCACAGCUGCAUUACUUUGAAGACUGGGGCGUGGUGACUUAUGGCAGUGCUUUACCUGCAAACACAAAUCGCUCCUUUCUUUCCUUCAAGUCAGGGAAGCUCGGGGGACGUGCUAUCUUUGAGAUGGUUCACAAGGGCAAGUACAAGGAGUGGAUUAAAGGGUGGAGAAACUUCAAUGCCGGCCACGAACACCCUGAUCAGAACACUUUUACCUUUGCACCCAACGGCAUUCCUUUCAUCACUGAGGGACUAUAUGGACCUAAGUACACUUUGCUGAACAAUGCUGUGUUGUUCGGUCCGGCCCUCUUGGGAACUUGCUUUAAGCCGUGGGCUGGCCAGGUGACCGAAUCCUGUGACUCCAAGUGGUUGAAAUACAAGGCAGGGUCUGCAGCUGACGCUCAGGGGAAAGUAGAAGCUGCCAUGGAGAAACAAGGGAUGGUCUUCAUUCGCGGGGAAGGUCGUUCCGCCUAUAAUCCAGACCUGAAGAUCCGCAGCUUUCAGAGAAACCUCCUCCUACUUCACCCACAGCUCCUCCUGCUGGUGGACCACAUCCAUCUGGAUCCCGACAGCCCAUCCAGGGCCAUGAGUGCAUUCUUUCACAACACAGAGCUUCCAUUCCAGGAUAUAAAAGUGGACGGUGUCCAUGGAGCAUUUGUAUCACACAAAGACAACAAGUAUAAAAUGUUCUGGAUGGAUGACACUGGUCACGGCAAUAGAGGGAUGGUAGGUUACUGGAAUUAUCCACGAGGGUACCCGUAUAAUGGCUCGAACUAUGUGAACGUCACAAUGCCGUUAAGAUACCCCCACACUCGAGUGGCCUACGUUUUUUUGGGACCAGACGUGGCACUCAACAGCUUCAGCGUCCGUGGUGACAACCAAAGAGUGGAUAUUUACCUGGCCACAAAGGAGCACACCUACACCGUCUACCUGCUGACUGGAGAAGUCACCAGCAAGCCUCUUUUUGCCAUGGUGCUGCUGGACCAGAAGAAGAUCGUGUUCGAGAAAAAACCAACUGCGGCGGACAGCUCCCCUUCGGAAGUAGAGGAAUACGUCAACGUGAUGGAGGACAACCUCCAGCAUGUCAAGCCGGUCUUUCAGCAAAUGGAAAGACAUAUUCUUGGAAAGGCUCUAAAUACGGGCAGAUUCCGCAAGACUGCGGAGCGCCUGCUCCGGUUCUCUGACAAAAAGAAGACCGAGGGGGUCAUUGAGAAGCUGUUUGCCAUGUCCAAGAAACAGAGUAAGGAUAAGGGGAGCAAGAAAAUAAACCUUGGUGAGAAGCUCUCUGGGAGUCUGCCUGACAUAUUUGCACAGAUCGAGGUCAGUGAAAAACAAGUCCGACAGAGGACGUCCAAGCGUGUGUAUGAAAACAGUCCAGAAGAGGGAGACGCAGACGCACAAGCCUUUCUAGAAUACACAGACAGCCGCAAAAACAGGAAAAGCGGUUUUGUGAAAGGCCGUAAAUUUAAAGAAGUGAAUAUGUUGGUGACUACUGGAAGUCAACGGUCCAACAUAGCCUCUUACAUUCGACUGUUCCUCCUCCUGAACACUGCCACCUUCUUCUUGCUGCUGGCGGUCUUGUUGACUCGCUUCCAGCGGGGCCGCAGCUUGAACACUCAGAGAUGUUUUUAUACGAUCGUAAUGGUUGACUGCUUGAUCUUACUGUACCUCUACUCGUCAUGCUCUCACAUGCAGUGCUGACAUCGUUAGUUCGGCUGCAAAUGAUCUCAGACUUAUGAUAUCAACAAUGGAUAGGAAUUAUAUGGUGCCUUUCCAGACACCCAUUUACAGUAAUAUCUAUUAUUCAUUUACUCUACAGUCACAUACUGGACUUGAAAACACAGCUGCCCUGGAGUACAGUGGAACCUCCAUUUACAAACACCUCUAUUUGCGACCUUUUCAGUUUACAAACGUUUACAUGUUUACAUCGCGCCAAAUGUGCCUGUGUGUGCGGACCAUAUCUUCAUUCAUUCAUUCAUUUUCCUUGUUGCUUAAUGCUACUUUAAUAACAUCUAACAACUUCUGACAAGUUUAUUUCCACAAUUGUCAUACGUUGCGCCAGUCAGAGUUGUCAGCCUGUCUUAGAGAUCGCUUUGUGCAAUUAGAAACGCUUUCAAUGUUUUCAAACUUUUGACAGUUUUGCUGUAUAGCUUCAGGUUGCUCGACAAUCGCUUUGAGCUAGCAUUUUAUCCCGUUAACAUCCGGCUUCAGUUCGAGGAUUUUGUCACCAAGGGAGUGUUGUUCCGCAGUAAGUCUUUGACAGGGAUGAGACUAAAAAAAUAUGCCACAGCGAACCUUUAUUACAGCAAAGUAGGCACUACCGGGACACAAGCCGAUGAAGGAUCGCUAGUUUGUGCUAACGCCAGCGGUCACUAUGUGAAGCCACUGCUUAUUUAUCACUUUGAAACUCCCAGAGUUUUCACCAAUGCCACAAAUAAUCCCAGAUAAAAGGUACAAUGGUAAAUGGGUUAUACUUGUAUAGCGCUUUUCUACCUUCAAGGUACUCAAAGCGCUUUGACACUAUUUCACCCAUUCACACACACAUUCACACACUGAUGGCGGGAGCUGCCAUGCAAGGCGCUAACCAUGACCCAUCAUUAGCAUGGGUUAAGUGUCUUGCUCAAGGACACAACGGACGUGACUAGGUUGGUAGAAGCGGGGGAUCGAACCAGGAAUCCUCAGGUUGCUGGCAAGGCCACUCUCCCAACUUUGCUACGCCGUCCCAAUGAUUUGACUUUGUUUUUUGGGUGGGUUUGGAGCGCACCAACGAGACUUGUGUGAGUGUUGACAUUUAAGCUUGCUGUAAUAUUGUUGUAUUGUUUGGAUAAAAUAGAGAUUGUCGAGCCAUUACCCUCUUUGACAUAAACUGUAUACAGUAUAUACAUUAUAGUGUCUUCAAAGUUUGUAGUUUUUACAAAAAUGUGGAUUUUGGUCGAGGCAAAAAACAAUUAUUCAUCUUAUGGGGAACACUGCUUCACUAUACAGACUUUUCGGUUUGCAAACCAUGUUCAAUAACCAAUUAUGUUUGUAAAUAGAGGUUACACUGUAUAAAGUAAAUCCCCACAUAUUGGUAGAUGGCAUACAGCAUAUUUGCAAAUUUUCUUCUCAAAGUAUUACGUUUUUAUAAAUAUUUUAUUGGCAAAAUUGGAAAAACGCGUUUGUGUAUUUUCUUUACAAAAAAAUAGCUUUUUUUCAAUAAACAAAGUUGUAUUUUUGUUACCAAGUUACUAAAAGUAGUAACUAGCUAACUAAUAUUUUGUGUUUGGAGUAUCUCAAAUUUGAAUUGUUGUUUUUUUUUUACGGGUGUGUCUAUCGUUUGCAGUAUGUUGCUACUCCCUGGGUCCUUGGAACCCCCAAAGGAUCUCCUGUACUGAUGGAAACGUGGCUGCCAAUUGACGGGUCCUCCGACCACCGCCAAAUAUUUCUCAUUUAUACACCAGACUGGAGGCAAGGUAGGUGAAGUGCCUUGCCCAAGGACACCACAUCAGAGGUAAAACCAGUUACUUCUGUAUCACCUGAGCCCAAAGCUCUAACUAACCAUGAAUGAUGGUUAGUUGAAAAAAGUUAGUAUUUAGUUAAUGGCCAUUUUUAUUACUGAAAUAGCAAUCUCAUAUUUGAGAAUGAAAGUC